Messenger RNA from Mercenaria mercenaria, 624 nucleotides. RefSeq lists its product as uncharacterized. The record is from RefSeq and is a predicted model, not a curated record. Lineage: Eukaryota; Metazoa; Mollusca; Bivalvia; Venerida; Veneridae. The transcript has a single exon. Bases 1 to 624 code for a protein of 207 amino acids.
AUGACUAAAGCUGACAAAUUCAUGAAAAUAUGUCAAAAUCAAGAAAAAAGUGUUGUUGAGUUUGGCUCGAACGCUUACAGUAACAAGGUCGAUAAAAAUAAGAAAGCCUUGACAUCUAUUGUUAAAACAAUAGUUUUGCUGGGAAAACAAAACAUAGCCUUUCGUGGCAAAACAGAAGAAAAAAGUAACUUCAGAGCUUUGAUAAAUUAUCGCGCUGAAGUAGACAGUGAUUUGCACGACCAUCUAGCAAAUUCUCCCAAACAUGCACAGUAUUUAAGCCCCUCUAUUCAAAACGAAUUCAUACAUAUAUGCGGCAAUCAGAUUUCGGACUCUAUCGUGCACCGUUGCCAAGAUGCGAGGUACUUUUCUAUUCUUGCAGAUGAAUCUGCUGAUGUCAGCAAUACAGAACAGUUUGCUUUUUGUCUGCGUUAUAUUGAACGUCAGAGUUCCGGGAAGCAUGUGCUCCACGAGGAUUUUCUUUCAUUUGUUCAGACAACAGAAACAACAGAUGAAACACUACACCAGUUGCUACUAGAUGAAAUACACAAACACAACCUGAACCCAAACUUUAUCGUUGGACAAGGUUACGACGGUGCUGGGAACAUGUCCGGUUGUCACCGUUGA